This is a messenger RNA of Penicillium alfredii, 1476 nucleotides long. RefSeq names its product oxidoreductase, short-chain dehydrogenase/reductase family. NCBI's taxonomy places the organism in Eukaryota, Fungi, Ascomycota, Eurotiomycetes, Eurotiales, Aspergillaceae. The record is from RefSeq and is a predicted model, not a curated record. The coding region runs from base 1 to 1476 and encodes 491 amino acids. The transcript is spliced from 4 exons.
AUGGACGACAUCCCCGUCGACUCCGUCUGGUGCCACGCCGACGAGCUGCUGGACGGCCCCGUCGCGCAAUGUCUUCUACUCCAUGGAAAUGAGGAUCAGGAUCAUGCAGCCUGCACGGCCAACCCCCUAGCUCACGAUACCCCUCGAUCCAUCCAUUUCCCCACUGGGAUGCUAUCUCUCCAUGAAUACCGCAAGUCGCAGGCACAGGCCCGCGUCGACGAUCCCGGCGAUCGCGACGCGAGGUCUAUAAGGUCGUUGAAGCGCAAAACGGGCGCCGUGCACUUGAACCGCUCGGCACGCCCGUCGAUUUCUUCUUCUUCCUAUCCUGUCUCAGUGUCGUCGGCCGCUUCGACGCCUCCGCUGUCGCCUUCGUACUCGCACAGUCUUAUCUCUCGCUGGAGUUUGGACUCGGAGGUUGAGACGUCGUCUGGUAGGUUCCUUUCCACACAUCUAUGUCCAAGAGCAACGCUUGUCUCGGAUCACGGUCAUCGUCCUAGACCUAACCGGAAGCGACUGAACACCUUCCGCGAAAAGCUCCAGAAAUCCGAGCUUCCACCCUCAGCCCGGCCCAGCUCAUCCGACCCAAUGCUAGCCACCUCGUCGGCCGUCGCCACCGUCUCGCACGGUGGCGCCUGCUUCGAGAUCCUGAACCCGCGCAAGUCGCUGGAUCUCGCCCGCAUCGUUUCGUUCAUCGACGAUGUCGACACCUGCUCUGUGCUGUCCGACCCGCGCGACUCCCGCAUGUCGACAGACGGGCCAUUCUCCAUCAAGCAAGGUCUCGACCGCGCCUCGCUGUCGCAGUUCACUGACGCCUCGUUACCGUCGCACUGCUCUACACCCUCGCUCUACACCUCUCUGCCGACGCGCGAAUUCACCCCCAAGCGCCUGCAAACCGACCUCCCUCCUCGUUUCCGGCCCUGGACCUCACCCCAAACCCCAACAACACCCACAACCCCAUCAACAUUAAAGACCGAGUCCCCAGAACCCCAGAGCUGGAACGACAUAAAAGCCCAGACCUCGCGCCCAAACUCCGACUCCCAGGGCACCUUCUUCUCCGACGACAGCGACAUCGGCGAGCCAGGCUCUCCCGUCUACGCCAACAGCGAAUGGGCCCAGGUCGACGAGCGAGACCGCGGGAUUGUCUGCCACCUCCCCGAUCUCCUUGAGCCUGCCGACCCUGUCGAGCCGCUCACCCCGACUACACCUACCACCCCGGCCCCCUCGGCCUCGUAUCUGCCCUACUCGUACGACCCAUUCGACCCCGUCUACCUCGAUCCCCAUGUGCAGUCCGUGCUGGCCGCGGCCAAUGCCGAGACCAUGGGCCUGCGCGGGCAUCCGGUGCGCGCGCUCGAUGAUUUGCACCGCCAGAAUGGCGGGGCACGUCGUUAUCACUCUUCUGGGAAAGAGGAUCGGAAGUUGUCGUUUGCGCAGCGGAGGGGGAUACGGAAGUUGUUUAGUUGGCGGUCUGGGAGUUGA